Molecule: messenger RNA, 1554 nt
Organism: Miscanthus lutarioriparius
Lineage: Eukaryota; Viridiplantae; Streptophyta; Magnoliopsida; Poales; Poaceae
Source: the annotation of a GenBank genome assembly
AUGUUCGGUUCUGUUGUCGUCGAGGAGACAGUGAAGCAGAUCUUGUCAGCUCUGUCUGACAAUGAUCAUGAAGGGAGAUCGGAUGACGAAACGGAACAUGUGGAGAGGCUGGAGAUGGCACAAAUCAGGCUGGAGGCUGUACUCGAGGUAUCCGUGCGGUGGCAGAUCAAGGAUCCGUCACUGCUGCGUUGGCGCAGGAAGCUGAAGCGCGCAGCGCAAGAGUGCGACGAGGCGCUCCACAGGUGCAAGCAGCGGAUCGUGGAAGACAAGGAGAAGCAGCGAGCGGCAAGGAGCUCCUCCUUCCCGCAGCGGCUGGCUCACGCCACCAAGGCGUGCCUGUCCUCCGUCAUCGCCGGCCACCGCGACGAAUCGAGCUCGAGCACCAGAGACGACGCUCGAAGGUUCGAGUGGUUCGCGGACGGCGCGAGCGACUUCCUGCGGUUCGUGGAGCUCGGUGGCACGCCGCGCCGGUACAUGUUCUUCGACCCUCUCAUCGGGCAACUCCUCGCCGGCAAGGAGCUCCGGUACAGGCUUGUCCGGGGAAGCCAGCACCAUGUCCUGUGCAUGCGCCCCGUGAGCUUCGAAGGCCGCGGGCUGGAGGCCAAGUUCCUCUACGUCUACGAAGAAGACGACGCGCCGGAGAACAACUUCUGCCUAGGUCUGAUGCUCCGCCUUUCCGAAAGCAUGGACGUCGUCGGUAUCGCCAUCAGGUGCCUGCAGCAGCUGCUGGUCACGCCUCACUUCAAGUCCACAGCCGAGGCCGCGAUGCGAGAGAUCGCUCAGCUGCCUACACAGGACUUCUCCUGGGUGCCUUACGUUGAGUCUGGUCACAAAGAGCACUGGAACUGCAUCCACGGAAUCUUGUCCCAGGUGUCGCGCCCAAACCCAAACUGCUGCAAGCAUCACCACCAUGAGCCCAAGCCUUGCAGCAGCAGCAACAUGCACGCAGCCAAGCUACCAUUACCACACGUGUCACUGGAACCAGUUAUCGAAAUGUAUUUCGUGCGCAUCAUCCCUGCAGUGUCGUCACGGCAGAGCGCUCGAAGGAGAAAACUUGUGCAGGGUGAAGCAAGAAGCCCCAAGGAAUUGUUCCCACAUCUGAAGCUUGCUAUCCACUACUCGCCUCAUGGUGUUCCAGAAGACAUGGCGUCGCUUUCAGUUGGGAGUUCGACAGUUGAGUUCAUGGAUGGAAAGCAGCAGCAUCUGAUGCAUAAGGACAUGAGCCUAGAGCAACUCGACGAGAUCAUGCUGCCGAAGGCGAUAGAUUGCCUUAACCGGAAGCCCGAAGCAUCGUUGUAUCAGCUGUCCUGGAAGUCUAAGCAUGAGAUGGCGUACCUUCGGCUUGAGAAGACAGGGAUGGUAAAGAUGACACGGGACGACAUUGGAGACGAUCCUAGCAGGGACAGAAGGGCAAUGAUCCAGCGCCGGCAAGAUCCAAAGCUGGAGGCAUGGUUAGAGGUGUUCACAGACUUCCUGAAGCCGUGGGUUGCACUCGCACCUCAAAGGCUACAGGGCCCAGUGUUGGAAUGGAUUAAAAAGGCAGAUGAAAUGUAA